GAAGAUUUAACCUAAUCGAGAUACUUCGAAUUUUGAGGUGAUAUAAAGACGGAGAAAACAUACCGGUUGACAUACGCUCUUACGGAAAAAUAUAUAUAUAAUUCUAAUUAGUAUAUAAUUUUUUUACGACAUUUUUUAUACAUAUCAAAGAGAACACAACUGAGGAAAAAUGACUGCUUUCGAAGAAAUGGGUGUUUUGCCGGAAAUUGCAAAAGCAGUCGAUGAAUUAGAUUGGACACUACCAACGGAUGUUCAAUCUGAGGCUAUCCCAUUGAUUUUGGGUGGUGGAGAUGUGCUUAUGGCUGCAGAAACUGGCAGCGGAAAAACUGGUGCUUUCUGUUUGCCUAUUUUGCAAAUAGUUUGGGAAACUCUUAAAGAUCUUGAGUCAGGGAAAGGAGGAGGAGCUACUUCGCAAGUCCAACAACUUGCACAUUGGGGAUUGAGCCUGUUUGACAGAGGACAGGCCUUGGCAAUAACGCCGGAUGGUCUGAGAUGUCAGAGUAGAGAGCAAAAGGAAUGGCACGGUUGUCGUGCGAAUAAAGGAGUAUCAGGCAGUGGUAAAUAUUUUUUUGAAGCCACAGUUACUGAUGAGGGCUUGUGCCGAGUUGGUUGGUCUUCGCCUCAGGCUUCCUUGGAUUUGGGAACGGAUAACUUCGGUUAUGGAUUCGGUGGCACAGGAAAGAAAUCGAAUGCAAAGCAAUUCGACAAUUACGGGGAGGCCUUUGGAAUGCACGAUGUAAUCGGAUGUUUCCUCGACCUGGUGAAGGGAGAAAUAAAAUAUACUAAGAACGGCGGGGACUUGGGCGUCGCGUUUACGUUGAACGCGCAACAAAAGUCGCAAACCUACUUUCCGGCAGUCGUGCUGAAGAACGCCGAGAUGGCUUUCAAUUUUGGAGCGCAACCAUUUAAGCAUCCGCCUCCAAAUGAUUACGUGGCCAUGUCGUCAGUUCCAAAAGAAUCCGUCAAAUACAAUCCUGUUAACAGCAGUCAAAGUCAAACGAGCAAAAGCGGCAAGCCGACGAAUAAUGCGCCGCAAGCAAUUGUUAUAGAGCCUUCUCGUGAGCUAGCUGAACAGACUUACAACCAAAUUCAGAAGUUUAAAACACACCUGAUGGAUCCAACAGUUAGAGAACUGCUCGUUAUCGGUGGAGUAAACGUGAAGGAACAGAUUGCGAUUUUGAAUUCUGGUGUAGACAUAGUAGUUGGCACACCCGGACGACUGGAGGAUCUUAUACAAGGCGGCUAUUUGUCGUUAACGCAUUGCAGAUUUUUCGUGCUGGAUGAAGCCGAUGGAUUAUUGAAACAAGGUCACACCGAACUGAUCGAUCGUCUGCACAAACAGAUUCCGAAAAUCACGUCGGACGGCAAGAGGUUGCAGAUGAUUGUGUGCUCGGCGACAUUGCAUGCAUUCGAAGUUAAAAAGAUGGCCGAACGUUUGAUGCAUUUUCCAACUUGGGUGGAUCUGAAGGGCGAGGACGCGGUGCCCGAGACUGUGCAUCACGUCGUAGUGAUGGUGGAUCCGCAGACGGACAAGUCGUGGCAUAACAUGAGGAAUCACAUAGAAACCGAUGGCGUCCACGCGAGAGACAACGUGAGACCUGGAAACAGUACUGCCGAGACAUUGUCCGAAGCUGUGAAAAUGUUGAAGGGAGAGUACUGCAUCCGCGCUAUCAAGGAGCACAAGAUGGACCGAGCGUUGAUAUUCUGCAGAACGAAACUCGAUUGCGAUAAUCUCGAGAGAUUUAUGAAGCAGUGCGGCGCACAGCAGUUCUCGUGCGUGUGCCUACACGGAGACAGGAAGCCCGGGGAGCGUAAAGCGAAUCUGGAGAAGUUCAAGCGCCAGGAGGUGAAGUUUCUCAUCUGCACUGACGUGGCGGCCAGAGGAUUGGACAUUACCGGUCUGCCUUUCAUGAUAAACGUAACUUUGCCCGACGAAAAGUCCAACUACGUGCACCGUAUCGGAAGAGUCGGCCGAGCCGAGAGAAUGGGCCUCGCCAUUUCUCUGGUCAGUAGCGUGCCCGAAAAAGUAUGGUAUCACGGCGAGUGGUGUUCCUCGCGCGGAAGGAACUGUUACAAUACUAAUCUGACCAACCAGGGUGGCUGUUGCACGUGGUACAACGAACCUACGUACUUGGCGGAAAUCGAGGAUCACUUGAACGUGACGAUUCAACAAGUCGAGUCGGACAUAAAAGUGCCGCUGAACGAUUUCGACGGGAAAGUUACAUACGGCGAAAAGAGAAUGGCGAUGGGUUCCGGUUACGAAAAUCAUGUGCAACAAAUGGCUCCCAUUGUGUCCGAGCUGGCCGCGCUGGAAUCGCAAGCGCAGAUAGCGUUCUUAAAGACGCACGUGAUGGGGGAGCAGUUGAGUGCACAGUAGACAAAAUUAAACGACUGGUAUUCUAAUCGAGUCUCGCAAUGCUAAUAGUUUAGAGAUCUAUUUAAAUUGUGAUAUGAUGAACAUUACGAAAACUAAUAAUUAUUGUUUUUGAUAUUAUUCUGUAUCAUUGCUAUUAUUCUCUCUCUUUUUUUAUAUUUAUGAACAGUUCUGGAGUUUCUUUUGCAUUUGUACAAAAUCAUGGUAUUAAGCUCGCGUAUUGUGUAAUAAGAAUAUAAAUAUAACGGUAAGAGAAAA
Molecule: messenger RNA, 2632 nt
Organism: Linepithema humile (Argentine ant)
Lineage: Eukaryota; Metazoa; Arthropoda; Insecta; Hymenoptera; Formicidae
Gene: Ddx1
Product: ATP-dependent RNA helicase Ddx1
Molecular function (GO): nucleic acid binding; RNA helicase activity; protein binding
Source: RefSeq, a predicted model, not a curated record